Molecule: messenger RNA, 240 nt
Organism: Entrophospora sp. SA101
Lineage: Eukaryota; Fungi; Glomeromycota; Glomeromycetes; Entrophosporales; Entrophosporaceae
Source: the annotation of a GenBank genome assembly
AUGUCACAUCAUGAAGUAUUGGCAGCAUUGGCAAAGGAUAAAAUAAAAGCUUAUAAAAUUCGUAAUAGUGCCAAGGAGGAAUUAACAAAACAACUUGGCGAUCUUAAAGAAGAGCUUUCUAGUCUUAAAUUAAUUUUUAAAAAAGAUAAAUUAUACAUAGCCACUGGUGAAAUUGCAGUCAUGGAUGGAGUCAUAGAAGCAAAGGUUUCUAAUCAGAAAAAAAAAUUUAGUUAUUCCUAA